This is a messenger RNA of Fonsecaea nubica, 1617 nucleotides long. RefSeq lists its product as hypothetical. The transcript is spliced from 7 exons. The record is from RefSeq and is a predicted model, not a curated record. The coding region runs from base 1 to 1617 and encodes 538 amino acids. Gene Ontology annotation, molecular function: heme binding; oxidoreductase activity, acting on paired donors, with incorporation or reduction of molecular oxygen; iron ion binding. Lineage: Eukaryota; Fungi; Ascomycota; Eurotiomycetes; Chaetothyriales; Herpotrichiellaceae.
AUGGCUACUCUAAGUAGUGCUCAGGCGAUGCUUCCAACAUCCAUCUCUGGGGCGGCCUUGGUGGCAUUGUGCAUCUGGAUCAUCUAUCGGAUUUCUCGAAUCGGGGCACGAGACAAAAGACUGCCGCCAGGCCCACCCACUGUUCCUAUCCUUGGAAAUCUACACCUGGUUCCGCGGACUGGCAUGGGACUCAAGCUGAAGGAAUGGGGAGAAACCUAUGGCGGGGUCUAUUCUCUCAAAUUCGGCAGCGGUACCGUGAUAGUACUGUUCGAUCGAAAGGCAGUCCAUCAUCUCCUGGACAAGAAGGGAGUCUUGUACUCUGAGCGACCACAGAGCUAUGUCCCGUCACUCGUUACGGGCGGGGAUAGCUUUGCAUUCAUGAAUAGCACCCCUCUGUGGAGAGCAGAACGGAAAGUGGCUGUUCACAACUUGUCGCCCAAGAUGCUCGAGGAGAAAGUCAGCCAUAUCCAAGAUGCAGAGUCUGUUGUGCUCCUUGCCAACAUGCUCGAUCGUCCAGAAGAGUAUUACACUCACAUCAAGCGCACAACGUCUUCGGUUGCCAGCGCAGUGGUUUGGGGACAUCGUGGUCCUACGAUGGACAAUUUCUGGGCCCGAGCCGUGUACGACGCAAUGGACAACUACUCGGCGUCACUGGAGCCUGGGGCUAAUCCGCCGGUCGACGAGUUCCCAUUCCUGAAAUACAUACCUGAGAGAUUCGCCAAGUGGAAGAGACGCGCCCUCGGGUCUUAUAAAUGUAUGGACGACACUUGGGCAGAGGCCCGACGGAGGGUCAACAUGCGGCGAGAAAAGGGCAUCAAGAGAGACUCGGUCAUCGACUCGAUCCUGGACGGCGACAAACAUAGCGACUUGGAUGUCACCGACAAGCAACUCAACCACUUUUUGGGAGUCAUUGUCGAGGGAGGAGCCGACACGACAGCGUCGGCGACCCUGACCUCGCUAAUGUAUCUGGCCCUUUACCCGGAGUUCCAGGAGAAAGCCCGCAAACAGCUGGACGCCGUAUGCGGAACGACCAGACUUCCGUCGAUCAAUGAUUUUGAAGCUAUCCCUUACAUCAAUUGCCUGAUCAAAGAAGCGUUGAGGAUACAUCCCGUUCUUCCACUCGGCGUACCACACCGGGUGAACCAAGACGACUGGUUCGAGGGGAUGCUGAUCCCGAAAGAUUCCACCGUCAUCCUCCCCACGUGGGCAUUACACUUGAGUGAGCGUCAGGGUUACAAAGACCCGGAAAAGUACAACCCCGACAGAUUCCUAGAAUAUCCUCGCAUGGCAGACAGCUACGCGGGGAGCCCGGACUGGCAGCGCCGUGAUCACUACGCUUACGGAGCCGGUCGACGCAUCUGUCCAGGCAUCCACCUGGCCGAGCGGACGCAGUGGCGCCUGAACGCGAGGCUUCUAUGGGCCUUUGAGAUCCAUCGCAAGAUAUAUCCGCACACGGGGAAGCCCAUGCCCAUCGACGUCAACAAUUACCACGAGGGCAUCUCUCACACGCCCGCCGAAUUUCCCGUCGUGUUCAAACCGAGAAGUCAGGCGCAUAUUGAUCUGAUCAGACAGGAAAUGGCCCGUGCCGCGAACUUCUUGAAAGCAUGGGAUGAUUGA